Molecule: messenger RNA, 1500 nt
Organism: Thermothelomyces thermophilus ATCC 42464
Lineage: Eukaryota; Fungi; Ascomycota; Sordariomycetes; Sordariales; Chaetomiaceae
Exons: 2
Coding region: 356-1252 (298 amino acids)
Source: RefSeq, a predicted model, not a curated record
GCGAGUCCAUUUCGCGGCCUGUUUAAACGACAACUGUGACGGAACCUUCACGGUCAAGGGAAAUUAUCAAAAUAAGGCCACUUCCCUGCGCAAAGGAGGCAAGAUUUCAGCCGACGCCCCUCCCAUAGUCGUCUCUCGGGAGCCCCUGACCGGUGGCAGUCCCAUACCCGAGCCGCAACUACCCUCUUACCUCGCAUCCAAAAAGCCUCCGCUGGGGCUCAGGGGACGGAAAGAACAAGAAUACCGGCGCAUUGAAACUAGAAUUUCUUUACUUAGGAGGGGCAACGCGGCGGAUCUAUGGGCAUAUAUCCAACCACGAUUGAACUCAACAACGGAGAUGCCGUCAAGUACCACGAUGAAGCAUCUCCUUAGCCUACCAAAACAGCGGGAUGUCAAGUACAACACGCAUCGCAGGCGCAAGCCCUUCAUCGAGAAGGGCUCUCGCGAUGUCGCUGCCAUGAUCAUCCAGGUCACCGGCGACGAAGUAUUAAGGAAGUGCAAGAGAUGCGGGCAAGGGAAAGGGCCCUUUGAGGGUUGUGUGGUUGUGGCCCAGGCGGCGCACGACAGAGCAAAACGACGGUACCCCUGCUGUGCUAACUGCCUUUUUGGCGGCAAGAAGUUGCAGUGCACCCUGGCGAAGUCGACCCGGACGCGGACCUCGCUGGCUGCAAGCGCAGCUGCACAAUCACCCGGCGUUUCCGCGCCGUCCAAGGAGGUAAAUGAAGCAGGCUUUCAUGGAGAACCGCGGACUCAGCAGAGCACCGUCGAUGACGGCAUUUCUACCACUCCUGCCUCGCCGAGCCUGUCCGACCUCUCAACAGCCACGGCACUCGCCUCUCACGGCACGUUCCAGUGCCCGCAUGACAUGAUCGAGAUGGAGGAUUGGGAAAUAGCUCCAGGCCGCAUCCGCGGGACAUCUAUUAUCGCCGAGCCGGAAACGAUCGCCUUCUCCAAACCGUACCUCUCCAAUACCACCAGCACGCCGCAUGCCGCCGUGCCGGUCUGCGACGACGUGGGUUUCCGGGUCGACACCGUUCAGCCGGGUGACAAGCUGCUGCUCGAUGCCGAAGCGGACAAGACGCGGCUGUGCAGUGUGGCAGCGGGCAAGGUGCGGGUCAGCAUCGGCGGCGAGCCCGAGUUCGUCUUGGGCCCACACGGCUUGUUCAAAGUCCGAGCCGGAGCGGCGUGUACGGUGCGGAACGAGCUGUCUUUUGAUGCCGUUUUGCAUACGGUUGUCUUGGGCGGAUACUAAGAACGGUUGGGUAGGAGCAAAGAAGCUUCAAUCCCAUGGGUAAAGGGGGCCGGGGGGGGAGGGGUUCCCGAAAGUUGUGGACAAUCAUGUUUCGAUAGCGGUUGGACCACGAGCUCUUGCGUAAGGCACAAUGUUCUGUUGCCACAAACGGCAUCACGUUGGUCAGGUAGUUUUUCCUAGUUUUCCCUUGUCAUGUAAUUAGUAAUUGUCCUGGUAAGUGUAUUAAUUAAAAGUGUAAUUAAGUCGUG